Molecule: messenger RNA, 5296 nt
Organism: Microcebus murinus (gray mouse lemur)
Lineage: Eukaryota; Metazoa; Chordata; Mammalia; Primates; Cheirogaleidae
Product: phospholipid-transporting ATPase ABCA3-like
Biological process (GO): lipid transport; transmembrane transport
Cellular component (GO): intracellular membrane-bounded organelle; membrane
Molecular function (GO): ATP binding; ATP hydrolysis activity; lipid carrier activity
Source: RefSeq, a predicted model, not a curated record
GUCCGCGCGAGGCCGCGGCGGUUGGGGGCGUUGGGAGGCGGCGCCGCGCGGGGUUGGACGCUGGCACCUGAGCGGAGGAGACGGUGGCGGUUUCUAGGACUCGGCGGGUUGAAUUUCAAGAAGAAUGGAUAUGUUAGAGUUCAGAAAAUUUAUGAUUCUUAUCUGGAAGAAUUUUAUUUUAAAGAGGCGGCGAUGGAUUACUUUAAUUGUGGAAAUUAUCCUAAUCGUUAUAUGUUUUGCUACGCUUUUGACAACACGCCACUAUAUUGUUAUAAAGAAGUUUGGACCUUACAACUUUCAUGGUUACUCCUUGCGUACUUUGCCUACGCACAUCAGUAAUCCUUUCAUUUUUCCUUAUCCUUGGCAAUUGGCUUAUGUGCCGUCCAAAAGUACUGUGGUACGGAAUAUUGUUGAACUGGUGAAAGACUUUUUAAACAUCAAUAUGAAAGUUGUGGGCUUUUCCACGGAAAGGGAUUUUGAAGAUUAUGUUAAGGAUGAGAAUAAUUCUAAAAUAGUUCUGGCUGGUAUUGUUUUUAACCACAACUUCAAAAAUAGCAAUGAUCCCCUGCCACUUAAGGUACACUAUUACCUGCGUUUUAGUAAUUAUCUUAAGGAAACAAAGAACCAGGACUAUGAUCACAGAGGAGACUGGUUCACAGGUUAUCUCUUUCCACCUACGCCUUGGGUGGGACCCAGAAACUACAACCCACAUGGGGGAGUUCCUGCAUACAUUAUGGAAGGAUUCCUGACUGUGCAACAUUUCAUAGAUAUGGCCAUCAUCCUCUACCAUAACAGUACUGCACAAUUGCUGUUUGAUAAUAUCAGCAUUUUUGUUCAACGAUUUCCAUACCCGGAGUAUCUUCAUGAUUACUUCUUUAUGUUUUGUGGUAUUUUCGUUCCUUUAGUAAUAGUAUGUAUCUUCUCUAUGAAUUAUCUUACCCUCCUUCAAUCCAUUGUGUCGGAAAAAGAAAACCGACUGAAGGAGUACCAGCUCAUGAUAGGACUCAGUAAUUGGAUGCUCUGGGCUGCCUAUUUCUGCACAUUCCUCUUGUUGUAUACUAUCAUCAUCAUUUUAAUAUGCAUAGCUUUCUUUAUCAAGAUUGAGCCUGUGCCAGUCAUCCAACACAGUAACCCAACUGUGAUCUUCGUUUUUUUGCUGUUUUAUGCCAUUGCCACAAUAUGCUUCAGCUUUAUGGUCAGCACAUUCUUCAAUAAAAGCAAUUUUGCUGUUGCUUCUGGUGGUUUGCUUUUUUUUGCCUUAUACUUUCCAGCUACUGGCCUUUCUUUCUUCUAUACAUCGAUGACAUUCUCCCUGAAGCUGACUGCCUGUCUCAACUCAAAUUUUGCAAUGGCACUGGGAAUUAAAUUUCUAGUCGACAGGGAGUCAAUGCAAUCUGGACUUGACUGGAGUAACAUAUUUGUAUCACAUACACUGGAUGACUUUUGUUUUUCCUAUAUACUGGGAAUGUUUUUAUUUGAUGCCUUCAUGUAUUGCCUUGUGGCCUUCUAUGUAGAAGCUGUCUUUCCAGGAAACUAUGGUGUACCCAAGCCAUGGAACUUUUUCUUCCUGCGCUCUUACUGGUUUGGGGAAGCAUCUGACAAAAGAACUGAAACAGAACUAUUUUAUGAGACAACCCAAAGCAAGUAUUUUGAAGCUGAACCUACUGAUUUAGAAAUAGGUAUCCAGAUCCAACAUUUGCACAAGGUAUUCCAAGAUCGUGGGGCUACCAAAAUAGCUUUAAAGGACUUGUCUUUGAAUUUAUAUAAGGGACAGAUCACUGUUCUUCUAGGACAUAAUGGGGCAGGAAAAUCCACUGCUAUAUCCAUUCUCUCAGGUCUCUAUCCUCCUACCAGUGGAAAGGCCUAUGUUAAUGGAAAGGACAUCUCAAAGCAGAUGGUCCAGAUUAGGAGAUCUUUGGGCAUAUGUCCCCAGCAGGAUCUGUUGUUUAGUUACUUGACAGUAGCAGAACACCUGCAUUUCUAUGGUGUGAUAAAAGGAGCACAUAGAAAGACAAGACGUAAGGAAACUUACAGCAUGCUGUCUGCUUUUAACAUGCUGGAAAAGCAGAAUGCAUUGUCAAAGGCACUGAGUGGGGGAAUGAAGCGCAAACUCUCCAUCAUUAUAUCACUUAUAGGGGACUCUAAGGUAGUGAUACUUGACGAGCCAACAUCUGGAAUGGACCCAGCCUCAAGGAGGGUCACCUGGAAUCUCCUUCAGCAGUAUAAACAGGAUCGUGCCCUCUUACUUACCACCCACCACAUGGAUGAAGCUGAUAUCCUGGGUGAUCGCAUAGCCAUCCUUGUCAAGGGAUCCCUCAAAUGCUGUGGCUCUUCAAUUUUCCUGAAAAAAAUAUAUGGUGUGGGAUACCAUAUAAUCAUAGUGAAGGCACCUAACUGUGAUGUUGGAGAAAUCUCAAGAUUGAUUCAUUAUUAUACACCAACAGCCACUUUGGAGAACAAUGUUGGAACUGAAUUAUCAUUUCUUCUACCCAAAGAGUAUAUGCACAGAUAUGAAACUCUGUUUACUGCUCUGGAAGAAGGACAAGAACAGUUGGGCAUUGCUAGCUUUGGUGCCUCUGUCACUACCAUGGAAGAAGUUUUCCUUAAGGUCAGCCAGACGGAAGAGUCAAUCAGAGAUACAGAAUCUGUGCAGCUUCCCAUCAAGAUGAGCAAAGCCUCUAUUGGAAGUCAGAAUAUAAAUGUGUCAAGAAAUGUUGAGAACGCAGAUUCUGCCUCCAAAAAUCAAAGCCCUCCUGUUAAGUUUAAUGCUGGGUGUUCUCUCUGUAACCAGCAGUUCCAUGCCAUGUUCCUAAAGAGGGUGCUGUUCAGUUGGCGCAACUGGAAACUGGUUUUGCUACAGAUACUGGGACUUUUAUGUUCCUCUGCCUUACUCAUUACUUCUACUAGCUUUUCACGUGAACACGGUACCAGGCAGAUGGAGUUAAGUGAAUAUGGUACUAGCGUUGUGCCUAUUUUUGUUACUGAAAAUUCUGCUUUGGCUACAUUGUUCUUUAAACACUUUGAGAGUAUUCUAAAGUCGAAGAAGCAAAGAAUUAAUAAUGUGCAAGGUGACUUACUGAGUUACUUGAGGAAAAGUAAAGAUUGUAUUAAUAUAUGUAUUGUUGCAUUUUCCGUGGUGGUGUAUGAAAAUCGAACAAUAUUAACUUUUCUGUUCAACAAUGAAGCACUCCAUUCACCAUCUAUUUCCCUGUCAGUGGUAGACAACGUUCUUUUCAGGUUUCUUGCUGGCGAGGAGGCUUCCAUAACAGUCUCCAAUAAACCUCAGCCACUCCCUGAUGACAGUAUAGACGAUAAAGAGACAAAGGAUGGGCGACAGGUGGCUCUGGAUUUACAGUUUGGCAUGUCUCUUUUGGUCAGUGGAUUUUGUAUCCUGACAGUGACUGAGAGAGCCACUAAAGCAAAGAGCAUCCAGUUUCUGAGUGGGGUCUCUGUCUUUGCAUACUGGCUUUCUGCUCUACUGUGGGAUUAUAUCAUCUUCUUCAUUUCCUCCUGCUUAUUAAUGGGACUGUUAACAUACUACAAAUUGUAUAUUUAUGUCAAUGAUUACCACUUUUGGGAAACUCUGCUUAUCCUCACUCUGUAUGGCUGGUCUGCCAUUCCUUUUGUGUACCUGAUGAGCUUCCGGUACUAUAAAAGUCCUUCUGCCUUCAUCCAGCUUCUCCUACUCAACUACUUUUCUGGCACCCUUGGUUAUCUCAUGCACUUCGCGUUAGAAAACGAAGAUUACACUAACAUAUCAAAUGUCACCAGAACCUUCCUGAACAAUUUAUUACUGCUCCUUCCCAAUUUCAACCUUGCGAAGUGCAUUGGUGAAUAUUCUGUUAUCUAUGAGGCGGAGAUAUAUUGCAAAGAACUGAAGUUUCCUGAAAGCUUGAAUUGUACUGAAGAAUUUUUGCAGAAGAAUAUAUAUUCUUUGGAAAAGGAUAAGAUUGGAAAGUAUAUGAUUGCUAUGAGUAUCAUGGGCUUUGUAUUCUUACUCUUGAUUUUCUUUGGGGAGGCAACUUUAUGGAGACUAAGAACAUUUAUCAAUCACCACGUUUACUUUGGCAUCUACAAGCAAAUCAGGAAGGAUAUAAUGUCUAAGGAGUUAUCUGGGAAUUCUGAAGAUAUAGAUGUACAAAAUGAAAGAGAGAAAAUCCUGAAGCAGCAGCCUCAGGAGUUGCUGAAUUCCGAAGUGCUUAUUAAGGAACUGAUAAAGAUCUAUUUUACCUAUCCGGUCAUUCUGGCUGUAAAAAACAUCUCCCUUGCAGUCCAAAAAGGGGAGUGCUUUGGAUUGCUUGGAUACAACGGAGCUGGAAAAACAACUAUCUUCCAAAUUUUGACUGGGGAGAUAAGUGCUACCUCUGGGGAAGUAUUCAUUGAUGGCCUUAACAUCACCGAUAAUGUCAUAAAGGUGAGGCCAAAAAUUGGCUAUUGUCCUCAAUUUGAUGCCUUGCUGGAAUACAUGACUGCUCGAGAAAUAAUGAUCAUGUAUGCCAGAAUAUGGGGAGUUUCUGAGCCCCAGAUUGGGCCAUAUGUGAAGAAAUGUUUGAACUCACUGGAACUGGAGCCUCAUGCUGACAAGAUUAUCAGCAACUUCAGUGGAGGAAACAAACGUAGGCUCAGUACUGCUAUCGCCCUAAUGGGAAAGCCCGCAGUCAUCUUCCUGGAUGAGCCAUCAACUGGCAUGGACCCAGUAGCCCGACGCCUGCUCUGGAACAGAGUGACACAAGCAUAUCAAAGUGGAAAAGCUGUCAUUAUAACCUCCCACAGUAUGGAGGAAUGCGAUGCCCUCUGUACCCGUCUAGCUAUCAUGGUGAAAGGGAAGUUCAUGUGCUUGGGCAGCCCUCAGCAUCUCAAGAACAAGUUUGGCAAUGUUUAUAUCCUGAAGGUCAAGGUCAAAACUGAGGAUAAGUUAAAGGAUAUUAAAACGUUUAUCACAGAGACAUUUCCAGGUAGUGUCUUAACGCACGAGAACCAAAGGAUCCUUAACUACUCCGUUCCCAAGAAGGACAAUGGCUGGGGAAAGGUGUUUGGCAUUUUGGAGAGAGCUAAAGAGCAAUUUGACAUGGAAGACUAUUCCAUCAGUCAGAUAACGCUGGACCAAGUCUUCCUGACCUUUGCUUACACAGAUGAAACAGCAGAAAAUUAUGAAAAAUAGGAGCUAUGAGAUUCAGCGACAGUGACCCUUGUGAACUUUGAGUUGGACUAUGAGUUGAUGUGUAGAGGGAUGUUCCUGUGUGUACAUAUUUUGGUGUAAAAAUAUUUAUGCAAUAAAGAUUUCCCCAAAGGAGAA